AAUGAUUUAAAAGUUAUCCUGAAUGUGUUGGCGGUUUUGAUAAGCUACUUUCUCCUUUCUAUGUAGAUUUUGUACACAUAAUAUAUAAUCCUUGACUUUACUAAAAAUACAUAUGCCUAAUUUUGUGCUCGUUUAGCAACGUUGAGAACCUAUCGUCUCUGUGGUAAAAGGGGUGCACUUCUAAAAGAGAAAAUGAUCAGCUUGAUUUUGGAGCCCCAUCACCCACAAACGGCUGCUUCUUAUUUGGAGCAAGCUGUUCCAGAAGUUUAUCUCUAAAGGGCAAACCAUUCAAGUGCUAUUUGGAUCCAAAUUUCUGAGGAAGGAAAGAAGGAAGCAGUGAGCUCUGAAGAUAGAGCCUGAGUUCCGUAGCGCCUGGCGAAGAGGACCAAGAAAGAUGAUGUGCCGAGCAGCCCUCCGGAGCUGCAGCCUGCGGAAGGACCCCGGGCGCAUCGCCGGGGACCCUUUCCCAGCCUGGGGGGUUCUUCCUCUAACACCAGGCUGUGCCCUAUCUGGCUGGGAGAAGAGGAGGGCAGCAAAGCAAACCCCGCCCUCCGGGGCACUUCAACUUGUAAAUCCCCUGCCUUCCUUUACAGACCUCUGGACAAGCUAAAACAACCGUCAGCCUUGAAAGAGGGAAAAUCCUAGUGGGAAUUUAUGUAAAUAUGGCCAGUUACAGGAAAAAGGAAAAAGCAAAGCAUGAUUUGGGGUAUUUUUGGCUUCAGAAAGAAAACCCCGAGUACAGACGGAAACCGGUGCGCCAAGUUCCCUUCUAGCUCAGAGCGCGCGCUCAGGCGUAGCCGUGUCUUCACCAGAAAUCGCUGUCCUCGGGGCCCGCCGUCACCCCCCGCCCCCACUGGCCCUGCGGAUGCCCGGUUCUGAGCAGGUCUGGAGGACGCUGGAGGCCACAGCGAUCACCACGGCCAGUCCAGCUCAGCGCGGUGUCACACCAGGGACUAAAGAGGUCUCGUAGAUCAAACCUCGCUCCGGCCCCCACCGCCCACCCGGGGUGCUUUUGACGGUGUUCCCCCGCUGUGUCCCUCAGCUUGCCCACCCAAGUCUGGGGGCCUCAAGCUUGUUCCUAGUGGCUGUGUCCGCUCGGUUUGGUUCACUUUUGAGCCCCGAGGGCCUCCCAUGGGCUGGCAUACGGUGAUCACGCUGUCAAGAGCGGUGGAAAGAAAGGAGGGAGAGGGGACAGAGAGGGGAUGGGGACUCUGUGGUCUCUGAUUCUGCCCCUGGACCCGCGAUGCUUCCUGUCAACGAUGCAACACUGCGCACGCAGGCUGCUGGCGCGCGCUCACCACGGCGCCUCCACGAGGAUUUGGCCCACUGUGCAUCCUCCUCCCCGAGGUCAGGCACUCCCCAGGGCAAAUCCUCGCUCCUCGGCCCGGGACGGACGCGGAGAGGCCAAGCUCGGGCCAGGGGGGCGCUGGGGCUCGGUCGCGGCGGGCGAUUGCAGCCCUGCUCUCUCCGUUUGGCAGUCAUCCUCGGAGUCGGCGCGCCCGGUCGCGGCCUCACUGGGUUAAUCCGUCUCGACUCCGCAGAUCCAGGCACAGCGACCUUGGCUAGGAGUGGGGGAGGAAACACGCCGCUCUGGCCUGGAGCUGCCCCUUCCCACCCAAAUGUUCCCCCCUGGGGCUCCUGGACACCUCCCCAAGGUCGCUCUUUUAGGAAUACACUGCAAGCCACAGUUGGCCCGGGCUCUGUGACUUGGCGACUCUGCAGAUCCUCCCUUCUGGGUUGGGACUUCCCCGCGGCAGGCGGGAGCUCCCAGUUCAGAGGGCCACGGUCCGCAGCGCGGCGGGUCCCGGGUCCCUUCAGUGGACUCCACCUCCCUUGCAUCCGCUUGCCCUCCGUGCCCUGUGCACCCCGUGGAUUCCCCGGCCUUCAAGUCGGGACUGGGAUUGGCCCGGGAGCCCAGACUCCCGGGGAGGUGAAAAAAUGGUCUCGGUGGCUCCGACGAGGAGAAACUCCCUCGACCCUGGCCCGGAGGCCUGACGCCCUGGGCAGCGGCCGGCCUUGGGGGCUUGGAUGUUCCCGACGCGGGAAACUGGCUCAGCCGCGGCGUUCCCUGACCCCCACCUUCGCCCUCAUCCCCGGAGCCGGCGGACGGGAGGGGCGGGCCCACCCGCCCUGCGCAACACCGGCGUUCCGGUUGUUUAGUUAUUGUUUCUGGUUCUCCUGCGAGUGCAUUUCUCAGCUCCGGGGAAAGGAGCCGGGUGUAUUGUCCCCACGGUGCGGAGAAAAUCCUUGCUUUGCUCUUAACUUUUGCCGGGAACCGGCUCCGGGCAGGGGACCCUGGGGCGCGCGCCUCCUUCUGUGCGGCCGCCCCGCCCCCCGCGCGCGGAAAGCCCCAGUGGCUCCUCCCACCCCCGAGGGGCUUUCUCCUGCCUCCAGUGACUUUAGUCUUCCAGCGCACGCUCGUUUCUGCUGGGCUGGUGCGCGCCGAGCACUGCUCUGCUGGGGCCGCAGGGGACAAGGGGCGGUGACCUCGGUGCGCGCCCGGCGUCCCCGUCUCCCGGCCUGCGCCCGGCCCCCGGCCCGCGUCCCGGCCGCCAGCAUGGUGUUGCUGGCCGGGCCCGGGCCGGAGGGCGGCGGGGCGCGCUGCGUGUCUCCGCAGCCGCCGUCGCCCCCGCGGGACGCAGAGGUCGGGGAGGACCCUGCUGACUACGAGGAGUACGAGGACUUCUCCCGUCUUCCCGACACCCGCAGCAUCGCUUCAGACGACUCCUUCUACCCUCCUGGAGGCGAGGAGGAGUACGGCGCCGAGAGCGCAGAAAGCGUCCCGGAGGGCGUCCCGGAGGCGGCGACCCUCCUCCGCGCCGCCUGCGCCAACGACGUGGGGCUGCUGAAGGCGCUGGUGCGGCGGGGACCGAGCGCCGAGGAGGUGCAGGAGACAGACCGCAACGGCCGGACCGGCCUUAUUGUCGCCUGCUACCACGGCUUUGUGGAUACCGUGGUGGUCUUAGCAGAGUGCCCCCACGUUGACGUCAACUGGCAGGACAGCGAGGGGAACACGGCCCUAAUCACGGCUGCGCAGGCAGGGCACGCCACCAUCACCAACUACUUGUUGAACUAUUUCCCUGGUCUGGACCUUGAAAGGAGGAAUGCGUGGGGCUUCACGGCCCUGAUGAAAGCUGCCAUGCAGGGCCGCACGGAGUGCAUCCGAGCCCUGAUGCUAGCAGGAGCAGAUGUCCAUGCCAGGGACUCCCGCCGCGGGAUGUCACCCCAGGAGUGGGCUGCUUACACGGGACGUUUUGAGGCGGUUCGCCUCAUCCAGAGGCUGCUGGACCGACCCUGCCCGGAGCAGUUUGGGGAAAAGUAUAAGCCAGAGCUGCCGCUGGCCUCCGAGGCAGCUCUGAAGUCCGCGGGCUCCAAAAACUGCCUGCAGAGGCUCACCGAAUUUGUGCGGUCCACGCUGACCUCCCGCUCGCGCCAGAGCCUGGAGGAUGGAGGGGUCAUGGACCACAUGGUCAGGAUGACCACGAGCCUCUACAGCCCCGCCGUGGCCAUCGCCUGUCAGACCGUCUGCCCCGAGAACCCGCCUUGUGUGGGGAAAAGGCGGCUGGCAGUGCAGGAAAUCCUGCAGGCUCAGGGGGACCCGGACACGCAUGCCCAGAAGGACGAGGUGGAGGGCACCGAGCAGCAAUUCCGGACCUCCCCGGCACUGGGGGUCUCCAGAGAGGGGACCCCGAAAGCCAGCCUCCCGUCUCUCCAGCUGCGAAGUGCCCCGCGGAAGGCCAGCCUCUUGCCCCUGCAGCUGCUGAGGCGGAGCAGCGUGCGGCCGGGCGUGGUCAUCCCUAGGGUGCGCAUCAGCAAGGCGCCCGCGCCCACCUUCCAGCCCGAGCGGCCUGCCGCGAAGGGCAGCACCAAGGACAGCGCCCACCUGCAGCUGCCCAAGUGGCGGUACAAGGAGAUCAAGGAGGAAAAGAGGAAGGCGGAAGAGGCGGAGAAGCAGCGGCUGGCAGAGGCGCAGAAGCAAAGGCGGGCCCCGCGCUGGAGGAAAAGGACGUGAGGGGGUCCGCCGCCCAGAAGGCGUGUCCGGAGCGGGGGAGCCGGAUGCCGAGCCUGGGAGGGACGCGCUGCGCCCCGGGUCCCGGGGAGAUGGCGGGAAAGCCGCGCGUGCUCCGCGCCAGGAAGCAUGCGCCUUCCUCCAGCCCUCGUCCCCUUCCGCGCCGCACAUCCCCGCGCCGAUAGGCCUCUGCGGGGGCCCAGAAAGCGGUGCAUGUUUGUUCAGGCUGCACCCAAGAGUGAAUUGGGCAUAGCACAAAUCAAUUUGCCUAAAACCAGUUCUCCUAGCAAUCAAUGCACCUAGUAGGCAAUUUGCCGAAAACGCUACCUUUAGAACCUCAACCUCAAAUUCUUAAGACCAAUUUAUCGAAGGGCAUUUUGUGUAUAAUUUUGUAUUUUUAAUCAUUAUCAAAUUUGCAGCAUUUUAUGGGGGAUGGGGCUCUUUGUAUUUAAGACGGUUUUAAUACAUUUGUCUGAAGACCCUUUGUUUAAAAUACCGUUUCUAGCAAUAAUUAUUUGUGAUAUCUCUGAUUUCAUACAGAAUUUGUGGACUUCUCCCCCUUUUUGCUGUUUAUUUUGGAUUUUGCCUUUCCUUCUCAACGUGGGUGCACGUGAGCACUGUAUGAUCUUAAUAAUUUGAGAAGUGAUGCCGAACGUUACCAUUCGAUGGAGGCAUUUACUUUUACAGGAAAAUGAUCAAGACAGAGAGAUCAUAUUUUCUUGCAUCUUAUUUCUUAAUCUCUCUUAUCCAAUAAUAAUAACGAAGAAAAAUCUCUUGUCAAAGUAUGAAAUGGUGCCUAAAGAAGCAUGUACUUAUUGCUAGAACUAAACCCGUUUUAAGCAAGGGAUUUUAGAUAAACUGGAUACAGUGUCUUUAACAUGUUCAAAAAUAGACAUGAGAAAAAAUUAUUUAAUAAUAUAGGGGCAAAUCUAAUCAAUUAUUAUUAGAAAUACAAAAUUAAGUCAUAUGUGCUCUUAGAUAAAUUGAAUUCAUAAAUACUUAAAAUGGAAAAAAGAUGCAAAAAGAAUAAGAAGCCCAGAACUAUGCAAACUACGAAAUGGGGCGGGGGGUAAUUUUUAGAGGAACAGGGAUUAGAAUUGAAUAUUAAACUUGUUUUAGGCAAAUUCUCCUGAAGGGGGCUGGGCAGCUUCCUCCUCCAGGCUCAAUUCCAAAGAUUUCCUGCUCUGGAAUUACUUUUAUUUUUUCCCUGGAUGACUGCCGCUGAUGUUCAGUUCAUCCUCAUGUGGACUUUGUGGAAUUUCCAACAUGUGGGUCUUUGGCAAAGAACGCAUGGAAUUUGCCCUGGGCCCCAAGCUCUCCGCGGGAGUUUUCUGUCGGUACUCUUUUGUCUCCAGAGCACUGAGAAAUUCGAACGAAUCUCUGGCCAUCUGGGUUGCAGAGUAUCUGUCACAUAUGCACUACUGACAGCACUUUAUUUAAAUAUUAUCCUACUUGGAAGCCAUAGAUUUAGAAUAUUAGAGACUGAUUUGGAAGCUCUUUAUUAUAACCCUGGAUUCUCAGGUCGUAUCGUGCUCCCUGGCUGUGCCCCACUGUCUCAUGGUGUGGGUGGGGGUGGCGCUUGCUUCUCCCUCUUUCCCCCCACUGGCACCAUCAGGCAUUGAGCAAUCAGGACUCACACUCACUCUCCAGAAACCUCAAUACACAAGCCGUCAGCUGCACCUGGACUGAUGGGAGAUAGCUGUGAUGAUAAUGCAGCUUUGAAAGCCAGACUUCAGUGAGUUCCUCCCCCAUCCCAGGAAGGCACCAGAGUGGCACAGAGGUGUGGGCCCACCUGGAGCAUCACUGAUGCUAGCGGGCUGUGAGCCAUCCUGUGCGGAAGAGUUGGUGUUGGCCACGCCCCCUUGCAUGAGCUGAAGGCUGCUGCCCGAGGUGGAGAGAGACACCCCUCAUCUCCCUGACAGUCCAAUCGGGCAUCCUUUGAGAUCAUUUUCUGUGUUUAUGUAUUUUAUUGCUUUGGAUGGCUGGCUGUGUUUUCUCACUGAGGUGUCACCCUCUGCUCCUCUCCUCCAGUGUCAUUUGGGGGCAGGGGCACUGAUGGGCAGUGACCCCCUUCUGCUCUCCAUGUGGCCCUCAACUUUGCCACCACAUGCAUUCCCUGCCAUCCCCUUCACCUCCUCUCUUCUUCCUUGCUUGCCUUUUCUUCCUUUGUCUUUUUUCUUCUUAGAUUUGGCUAAAUGCCUUGAUCCUCUCUGCCACGACUACGCUGAGGUCUAAAAAGAGCAGGAAAGCAAGGACAUCAUGAGAGGCGAUGUGGCAUCUCUGCUGGAUUGUCAUGUCAUGACCUCCAAGCGCCAAAGUGUGAACGAACGGCAGGUUUCGCCAGCUUCUGUGCAGGUGGCUUAGAAUUUUGGCACAGCCCCCUCCCCCCCACCUUCUUUUUGGAGGGAGGGAGACCUAGUUUGCUCUCCUGACAGAUGACAGCACUGCCCUGAUCUUCAGAGCCGGAGGAUCUGGCGUCUGCUAGUACCCCUGAUGUUUAUUAACUGUAAAUAGUGAAUUUCAAGUUGACAGGUACCUUCUCAGGGAUUUAUAUAUAAAUAUAGUUAGAGGAAAAGUUGAAGUAUAUUUUAAUACUUUUUAGUGUUUGAGUGAAUUACGAUUAAACUAGACAGAAGAAAUGUUUCUAAGACAAUGUCAGUGCUGCUGUUUUCCAGGGAGAUGCCCGGGAAUCCCCGCUCAGCUGAGCUUUCCUGGUUAUUGGAAACCUGGGACUCUGGCAGCUGAAAUGGCUUUGGGGUGGGUGUGAAGUCACUUCACAGCCUCUCAGUUGCCUCUUGUGGAUGUGAACUCUUGUAUUUAAAGAAAAUUCAAUUUCUAUGUAAGUAAUGGCGGCUGUGAUGACACAGAUGGGCCAUCUGUGGCCUUUAUCUCUAGAACCGGCUGCUCCUGGUCUGAUACUGGGGUGUGUGGUGUGAGACUGAUGCAGUUUUUUCUGCUAGCUCAUGUGAGUGUUCCAUGGCCAGCCCAGUGCUAAGCUCACUGCCGCAAGGGGGAGGGAGAAGCUGGGAGCAGUCCGUCUGGAAUGACCUUGGCGUUCAGAGGCCAUACACUUCUCAUGUCUUUGGUACAGUAGAAAAAGGCAGCACAUGACAUUAUGGACCUUUACUUUUUCUGAAGCUCCUCCCAACGGGCUGCUGCCAGGAGUAGAUACCUCAGGAAUAUGAAGAUGGGAAAUUGCAAUACCUUCGUCACCGCAACUUUGGGCACUCCUGAGACUUGAGGCUCAUUCUUCGGAGAAGGAUAGAGAGAUUUCACGAUGUCAGUUGGAAAAUGGCACUUGUGGGUGCAGAGGAGCCAUUCCAGGCUGCCUCACCCACUUUCUUCUGUUGUCACUGGGUGACCAGGUCUCUGGAAGUCCAGCCUCUGAGUGGAGACGAGGCUAUUUUCUGUAAAACUGAAUUCUAUGAGGUGGGCCAGACCCUGGUCCUGAGAUAGAUGCAAAGCCUGCUGUCCCCAAGGAAGAAACAUGGGUACCAAGUCAUUAUGAAGAAAAGCAUCCCUGAGAGGUAAAUAAUGAGCCAGGACUGAGAAGUGGGUGUGAUUUGUCUCUUGCAGCCUCUGGAAGGAGCACUGUAUUUUUCUCCCUAGUCCACACUACACUAAGAGAGGAGCCCAUCUUUUCAUAAUUUACCUGUUUGCUCUGCCAAGUGAGUUAUAGCCCUGAUGCAAGUCAGGUGUUAGUCUCUCCCCUGGCUUCACCUGGAGAUUCAUGCUUGCUCAUUUUCCAUUCUAAUGCAGUGCGGUUAUUCCCUGUAGAAUUACGAUUUAUCAUGAACUAGCGUAAGCUCCUAGUCACAAUCAGUCUUUUGUAUGGUAAAGUACUAGCACUUUUUCUUUUUUACAGUAUUUGGGGAAAUUCUAACAUGCUACCCACAUAUUCGCUUGUGACCCUUUUUGUCCCAUUGCGGGUAACUUUGGAUUCUGCACCAAAGGCUGUGUUCAGGGUCCUGUUCCUGUGUGCCUGGUCCUUGGUGCCCAUGGCUGCAGGCUCAGGCUCGCCCCCCUCAGCCGGGCAACUGCCUGGAGGACCAGGGUCUUCUAGGGAAGAAAAGGCAGAAGAUCGAUCACAACCGAUCCUUGUGAAACAACAAAGUCACAUUCAAGACAACUGAAACUGGGUAACCAAUCGUUGCAGCGGAGUGCAAAGAACUUACAACCAAAACGGUUCUUCCUAAAACGCUGACUGCUGACUUGGUAAUUUCACACCUCUCGAUGCAUUUGGAACUUGUUUCAUAUGUCUGUAUAACUCUUGAGUCAGCUACUCAUUUCUGUGCCCUUGAAUUCACAUGUUUCUUCAUUAACAUUUAAAAUAAGUAGCUAAAAAACAAAAUAAAUUCCUCUGGAGGUUGUUUUUUUGAAAGAAAAAAAAAACCCCACCUCUACUUGGAUGGAUUUAACUAAUUUUUGAGGGACUCAGUUGAAUGCCAGCUCUGCGUACAUAGUUUCUGCACUCUGACCCAGCCUGGAAAAAGACUGAUGUGAAAGCUAUGGUCCUGCAGUGCUCUGACAGUCCUCAGCAGCAAGCUGGGCCAACGUGGACAGUGUGUGAUAAGGUGUGAGUCAGCACACACACAUGUGCAUGCACACACACACAAAUGAACUGAAAGGAGACCAGGCUUUGUGCUCACAAUGGUGACUGCAGCUGUGGCUUUGCUGUGGCUCCCAGGGAAUGUCAGGUGUGACCUGCUUUGAUGGUGUGUUUUCUGGAGGACUGGACAACCCAAGACCCACUGGGAGUACUCUGUCCAGUGUGACAUGUCACUCAGCUAGCGUGUCAUAACCCAGGUCACCUUACUGAAUGGUAGUGUUGGCCCAGGCGCUCCUAUAGGAGCUCCUCAGCGAGGUCCUACAGCUGGAUCUGUGUCAUCUCUCUGCCUUUGAUGUGCAUCCUUGGCAUGGAGUGGCCCAAACCCGGAGAGGACUCUCUGCUUGGGGACUCCACCUUGGCCACAGAGUCGGGGCUGAAUCCCCUGAAGUUUGGCACUGAAUUAACCGUAGAAUCAAGAUCUUACCCUGAGGAAGUGCUGGGAUUUUCCCGAACCUGCCUAAGUAGAACAUACUCUAAUUAAGCUAAGCAAACACAGUUUGGUUUUGGGGAGAAAUCGUUUCAUCAAAAUGUGACACCUUUAUAUUGUUUUUAAAUAAAAAUAUAGGAGAGAGAAAAAUGAAGCUGGCCUUCCCAGGUAGAGCAGUGGCCUGUGUUGACCUGACGCUUUAUGAAGUUUUGGGAGGUCAUAUUGAAGCACUUUAACACUAGUUUUUGAGCAGAAGCUCUAGAAGCUGGUUUGGAACUGCACAGUCAUGUAGAACUUGAUAAAAACCAUGAAAGAUGCUGUAAACUUGGAAAUGUUACCAGCAACCCUUUGAGCCUUUGGGACAUCCUAAGGAAUUUGAAUCAUAUAUCCCAUUCAAAUGAACGGAAAAAGCUAAUCUCAUUGAAAUUCUCUUCAUUCAAAUCAUUCUGCCUGGCAUUUAUUGAGCGUCCAAGGAUGUGUGUUAACAGUGGGGACUUUAUGAUGGUCUAAGAGUUGCACAGAUUUCUGCACAGGGAGCCAGGUUUCAAAUUAUGUCAUCUUGGUAUAAGCUCUGUUUUCUGAAUGUAAAGCUAUUUUCAUUGUCAUUUCUAAAAAUCCGGUAGGUUUCUGGAUAUUGUAAAAAUGUUGAAUACAGAUAUAAUUGUGUAAAUUUCAUACUGUUUUAUUUUGAGGUGAGAGUUUUGUUACAGUUUAUAAAAGACAUUUUCCUAUUUAGACCUCAGGGCUAUUUUGGGACCUCCAAAUAAAGGUGACCCCCAGCAGCAUCAAUUCUUGAUCUGCAAAAGGUUAAUCUUUAAGUUAAAUAUGAUAAAUUAUUCAGCAGAAACAAUGUGUCUUUCCCUUUUAAGUUCUGACAAAUUCUGUAAUGUUUAAAAAGUAUAGAAAAAAAGGUGUGGUAAUGUAAAAAUGUGGGGAAAUUGUGGCUAAAUAAUUAAAAAUCACUCAUGAAAUAAACAUUCUUAUGGUACAAUA
This is a messenger RNA of Equus caballus (horse), 10038 nucleotides long. NCBI's taxonomy places the organism in Eukaryota, Metazoa, Chordata, Mammalia, Perissodactyla, Equidae. The record is from RefSeq and is a predicted model, not a curated record.